AAACAGUCAUCAGAGUUGUAUGUUGUGUGUGCAGAUCCAGGCUUUGAUGCUGAAUAUAACCUGCAGUGUUUCUCUAUCAAUCUCUUUAAGUUUAGUGUGACUUUAUCUCCACGCUGACAUAUGACUGACACGAGUCUGUCCUCAGUGAAGUGUCUCUUCACGCUGGAGGAGAGUCCCGCUCAUCAGCGCUCACACUUUAUUGAUAUAUAUGGAGAAAAUAAAAAUGCUGCUUUCUGAUUUGUCACUGAUUGUGUUUGAUGAUUUCCUCUGUUGUGUCUAAUAAGGUAACAGUGAGUGUCAUUGGCAGCUGUGAGAGUCUCUCUCUCUUUAGGGGACUGACAGGAGCCAGUUUCUUCAGUGUGUUUGAGGGAGCAGAAGGAGAAACAGAGUCAAACAAACAGUGUGACGAGCAGAAAAAGAUGGAGGGAUGUCUGACACUCAUUUUAUUCUCCUCUAUAGUCAGUCUAACAACAUCUGAUUUUGAGACUGUGAGGUUAGUUGAUGGUAACAGUUCCUGUGCUGGUCGAGUGGAGGUUCAUCAUGAAGGUCAGUGGGGAACAGUGUGUGGUUAUAACUGGGAUAUGAAUGAAGCUGAAGUGGUGUGUAGAGAGAUAGGAUGUGGAGAGGCUCUAGAGGCUCUGGGUGAUGCUCACUUUGGAUCAGGAUCAGGAACAAUCUGGAUGGAUGAUGUGGCCUGUAGUGGAUCAGAGUCUACACUGAAGAACUGUGGAUCAAGAGGAUGGGGUGAACAUUACUGUGGCCAUGAUGAAGAUGCUGGAGUCAGAUGCUCAGCAACUGUAAAUUAUGGACGGUUUACAAGACUUGCUGAUGGACCUCACCUGUGCGCUGGGAGAUUAGAGGUUCUUCAGGGGAACACAUGGUACACAGUGUGUGCUGCUGCCUUUGACCAGCAGGAUGCAGAGGUUGUGUGUCGAGAGCUGGACUGUGGGGCUCCUGUACAGGUGCUGGGAGAAGAUGCUUUUGGAAAAGGAGGCGCUCAGAUGUGGACACAAGAGAUUCAGUGCAGAGGAAAUGAGUCACACAUUCAACGCUGUACAUCAUCAACCUCACCUAAUAUGAACUGCACCCAUGACAAUCUCAUGGGACUGAUAUGUUCUGGUUACACUGAUCUCAGACUGGUCAAUGGUCCUGACAUCUGUUCUGGUCGAGUUGAGCGUCAGUACUUCAGUAAAUGGGGCACAGUGUGUGAUGCAUGCUGGGAUAUGAGAGCUGCCAGUGUCCUCUGUAGACAGCUGAAUUGUGGGAUUGCUGUGUCUGUUGUGGGAUCAGACUGGUUUGGAGAGGGAAGUGGUGAAAUCUGGGCUGAUGUGUUUGAUUGUGACGGGAAUGAAACAAAACUCUCAGAAUGUUCCAUCUCUUCAUGGAGUCGAGCUGAAUGUUCUCAUAGACGAGAUGUUGGAGUCAUCUGCUCUAAUUCCUCUCUGGCUGUUCAUGAUGGUCUGGUGCGGUUGUCUGGAGAGAGACAGUGUGAGGGGGAGGUGGAAGUUUCCAUCCAUCAGGUCUGGAGGAGAGUUCUGCUGGACUCCUGGAGUCUCACUGAAUCCUCUGUGGUCUGCAGACAGCUGGGCUGUGGCUCUGUGCUGAACUUCUCCGGCUCCUCUUCAUCCAGUCCUGAACACAGUCAUGAGUGUGUGACGGGCUUCCAGUGCUCUGGGAGUGAAGCUCAUCUGGGGAACUGCAGCUCUCCACAAACUCUCAACUGCAGCUCCACACAACAGCUGUCAAUCACCUGCUUUGGUCGCGGGUCCAUCAGGCUGGUGGGUUCUGGGGGAGACUGUGCAGGGAGGCUGGAGGUUUUUCACAGCGGCUCAUGGGGGACAGUGUGUGAUGACUCCUGGGAUAUUAAAGAUGCCCAUGUGGUGUGCAGACAGCUGCAGUGUGGAGCGGCCCUCAGUAACCAGCAGGUACCAGCCUGGUUUGGUCCUGGUUCUGGACCCAUAUGGCUGGAUGAGGUGGAGUGUGAGGGGAAUGAGACGUCCCUGUGGAGCUGCUCUUCUCCAGGCUGGGGAAAACAUGACUGUCAACACAAGGAGGAUGUAGGAGUCGUGUGCUCCGAGUUUAAAGAGAUCAGGUUAACUGAGGGCUGUGAAGGGAAUGUGGAGGUUUUCUACAAUGGAUCCUGGGGAAAUGUGUGUUACAAUAAGAUGGACAGAGACACAGCGAGUCUGAUCUGUCAAGAGCUGAACUGUGGAAGAUCUGCCAGUGAACCCAGUUAUUCAGAGAGACUGAAGUCUCAUAAUUGGCUUGAUAAUUUUAAAUGUCGACGUCAUGAUUUCACUAUAUGGCAGUGUCCAUCUUCACCCUGGGGAUUGAAUGACUGUAAGGAAGAUGAAGUGGCCAAAAUCACCUGCUCAAAGGAACAGACUCGUGAAUCUCCUCAGAGUCUUCUGACAUGUUCAAACUCAUCAUCUCCUCACCAGAGACAGUGUUCAGAUCAUGUUCCUCUCAGACUGAGUGGAGGGGAGGGCCGGUGCUCUGGGAGGCUGGAGGUGUAUCAUAACGCUGUGUGGGGCUCAGUCUGUGAUGAUCUGUGGGACAUCAGUGAUGCUCAGGUGGUCUGCAGACAGCUGGGUUGUGGAGCAGCACUGAGGGCUGAUGGGAAUUCAACCUUUGGUGCUGGUGAAGGUGUUGUGUGGCUGAACAGAGUCGAGUGCAGAGGGAAUGAGAUUCACCUGUGGGACUGUCCUCUCUCCCUGAAGAACCACACUGACUGCUCCAAAAAAUAUCACGCUGGACUCACCUGUGCAGAUUUGUCAGUGUCCACUACUCCUGCCACAACAACAUCAUCUUCUCCUCCAGUUUCUCAGACAGUGAGCUCAACAUCAGUCUCUCGUUCACAAACUCCUCCGUCUCUCUCUGUGCUUGUGAUUGUACUGGGAGUUGUGCUCUUACUGCUCUUAGUGCCACUGCUUAUACUGAUUCAGCAGAACAGAGUGAUGAGGAGAGCUCUCUCUAAGAGGAGACACAGGAGCACGACUGAGGCCGUUUAUGAGGAGAUUCAUCACAGACACAAUCACUUCACUCAGAGGGGGAGUCUCAUCUCUGAAGAACUGCAUUCUGGGUAUGAAGAUGCUGAUGAGCUUCUCUCAGAAAAAGAGUUCAAGACUGAAUAUUAUGAUGAUGUCACCAAUGGCAGUGGCCUGAAAGAAGAGAUGAAGAAGGAAAUCACACCAGGAUACUAUGAUGAUGUCAUCACUGAUGGACUGAAACCAGAUCGUGAGACAGAAGACGCACCUGAGAGUUAUGAUGAUGUCAUGACGAGUGGACAGAAAUUUAAUGUUAAAAAAGUGGACACACCGGAGCAUUAUGAUGAUGUCAUCAUUAAUGGACAGAACAUUCCAGGUGUAACAGAGGAAGAUCAGGAGGAGUAUGAUGAUGUGAAGAACAGUGAUGAAGAUGAGAGAAACCUGUUGGACUAUGAUGAUGUGGGGGAGGAGUCUAAUAAAGAGGGAGGGGCCAUAUGACUCACUGACCACACCCACUGUCUCUGAUCAUCAAAUCAUAUUACAGUUACUGGAGAUAAUGUUUUUUUGCUACUAAAGAUUCAGUGUUUUAUGUUUUUAUGUUAUUUUAAAUGUUUUUAAAUGAAAGGUUUCAUGCUGUGCAAAAUUCAGUAACAAAUUUUAGUAUUUGUAUUUUAGUAUUUGGGCUAUUUUUUUUUUAUUUUGAUAACAUGCUUUUCACCUAAUAAAAAAAUAACAUUCAUUCAUGAUGUCACAAAAAUAUUUUUUAGAAGAGCGAUUAGAGGAAAGGAGAAAAUUAUGCGAAAUACUAUAAAUGUUAAAUGAUGAAAAUAGAUUUACCACUUAAUAGAUAUUAUAAGUUAUCGUGUUUUCCAUAAACUUACUACCAGCAUUAGUUCUUGUGUAUGUCAGCUUGAAUUAACUUAAAUAGA
Molecule: messenger RNA, 3916 nt
Organism: Megalobrama amblycephala (Wuchang bream)
Lineage: Eukaryota; Metazoa; Chordata; Actinopteri; Cypriniformes; Xenocyprididae
Product: scavenger receptor cysteine-rich type 1 protein M130-like
Exons: 18
Coding region: 258-3485 (1075 amino acids)
Cellular component (GO): membrane
Source: RefSeq, a predicted model, not a curated record